Rotaria sp. Silwood1 is the source of this 1110-nucleotide messenger RNA. Lineage: Eukaryota; Metazoa; Rotifera; Eurotatoria; Philodinida; Philodinidae. The record is from the annotation of a GenBank genome assembly.
AUGGUUAAUAAUAUAUUUGACGAAGUUUUUCAAUCACGUUAUGGCCGAAAGAUACUUCAAACUGAUUCUUCAUCGUCAUCAUUUGAUACUUCUCAACCAUCAUUCAUUGCUCUAUUAUGUCUAAUUUCAAUUCUUACACUUGCUUUUGUAAUAAUUGUUAUUAUACUUUGUUAUCGACAUUAUUCUCAUCAAGAACGGAAAUUCAAAUGUCAAUAUAAACCUAGUAAUAAAUUUAAAAAAAACUUUUCUGUAGAAAAUAAUCAACAAUUAAUUGUACCAAUAACAAUGACACCAACAUCGGCAUAUUCUGUUCGAUCAACUGAUCAAUUAUUUUCUAUUUAUUAUGAACCUGAUCAAACUUUAUCAAUUGAUAAAUUACCAUCACGUUGUAUACAACAACCAAUAAUAGAUGCUUAUUUAAAUGAUUUAAAUUCAUUUCAACCAUCAAAACUUGAUGUUAAACAAUUAAAAUCAUAUUUAUUUAUUGAUCUUCAUUCAACAUCAAGUGAAACAUAUCCAGAUAAUAUGUCAAAAGAAUUUAAGAAUAAUACAAUAACUACUACAUAUAAUAAAUCGAUUGAAAAUGAAAAUCAAAGAAUUUAUUAUGAAUAUCUUAAACAACAAAAACAACGUCGAUCAAUAUUAAAAUUAAAACAAUCAUCUAAUCCUCGUUUUAUUAUGCGUGAACGAUCUUUACCAAAUAAUCUUCAUCGACUUCCACAACUUCGUCAAACAAGUAGUAUAAAACAACAACAAAGAAAUUUAUUUCAACACAAUAAUAUAAAUAGUAGUACAGCAACUAUUAUUAAUCAAGAUCUUCAAUCAAAUCAUGUAUCAAAUAUAACUGAUGAUUAUGAUAAUAGUCAUGCUUAUCAUGUUAAUCAAAAUCAAAUAAUGCAAACAAUCAAUGAAGAAAAACCAUCAAAUAUUCCACAAUAUUUUUCUCAUACAUUUGUUUCUCCUUUUCGUCUUCAUUAUAAUCAAGAACCAUGUUGUUUUGAAAAAGUUUCAACUUCACAUGGUGAUGAUAGUGAUAUUGAAUUACCAUAUCAAUCUUUUCCUACUCUAGGUAAAGGAAUCACCUAUAUUAAUGAUUCAAUUCUUGUAUAA